Messenger RNA from Manduca sexta (tobacco hornworm), 1384 nucleotides. RefSeq lists its product as uncharacterized. The record is from RefSeq and is a predicted model, not a curated record. The coding region runs from base 108 to 611 and encodes 167 amino acids. The transcript is spliced from 5 exons. NCBI's taxonomy places the organism in Eukaryota, Metazoa, Arthropoda, Insecta, Lepidoptera, Sphingidae.
UAGGAGCCCCGAUAAAGUUCACAUGUUAACAUGCGCCCGCGUCGAUUAUUUAUCCAAAUAUCGCCUUCACAAGAAGUCCUCUUGCAGCGCUGAAUAUUAAUUAUAAGAUGUCAAAGUGCCUGUGUUCCCGUUGCUUCUUCUGCAUUGGUCUUCGGGCCGGCUGUGCGAUUAUAGGAACUAUUUUAGUGAUAUUUAAAAUGGUGGAGUGCUUUUGUAGUACAAUAGUUGCUAUUGAUUUGUACACGGCAGCUAUGAAAGACAAGAGUCGGCAUAACAUUGAAGGUGGUGGGGAGAGGCUGGGAGCCUUUGCCGUCGCUGCCUUCCACUGGAUCACCAUGUUGGUCGUAUGCGCCUUACUGGAGGGGUUGCGAAAGAGAGAUUCAAAACGCGUGUUCGGCUUCAACAUAUGUUCAAUAGUAGCUUAUGCUUUGUACAUACCAAUCUUCAUAUUCGUGGUGGCUAAGAAUGGUGGAGACUACACACAGCACGAUUGGGUCAUUACAGGCUUGAGAGUGGGAGUCAUUGCCUGGUAUGCCUACACAAUACUUAUAGCAAGAAGUUAUCACCACGAGCUGACAAAUAAAGGAUCUAACAGAAAUCCUCACGUUUAACUAUGAAACAUUUGAAUAAUCAAAUUGCUAUUAAAAGCAAAGAGGUCGCAACUCAAUAUACUUCUUGCACAUUAUAAUUUAAAUAGCUCGUAAUGAAGCGCAACCUCGUUGAUGGUUUCCACUAGGUGUUCAACAUGAUGUCCAUUCCCCUCUCGAGGCCUGAGCUCUUACAAAAUAAUAUACAAUACAUCGCAUUACGAAGGUAAUAAUUAGCUCAAUGGAUGAAGACGCGAAGCAUUCUGUGAACUUUACUCUUAUUUAUAAAGCAUUGUUAGCAACGUUGAACGCAGAGGGAAGGUUUCGAUCGUUCCGAUAAGUCGUGGUCGUGGUCGGUCGUGUACCUAAUUUUAAUUAUGUUUGGGACACAAUCAUCCAGUCCUGGAUUUGUAAAUAGGCCGUAUAAGCCGCGGCCUAUGGGCGGGAGCCUUUUAGGGGCGGCAGAUUUCAGAAGACGUUCACUCGAUUUAAUUAAUCAUUCGUUUAUUUAACUUUAGUUCUUCCAUAAUACAUAAUAAGUAUUUUAGAAACCUACAUAGAUACAUAAAGCUACCUACAUUGAGCAGCGGAAAUAAAGUGGCCUACUCUCAUAAAAUAUAUAAAUCCGGCACUGCACUCAUUAUGCGCUCUUAUUUAUCGCGUUUCAUUUCACUAAUUUGUGACCAUCCGAUUAAUUAAGGUUGUUUGCGUUCGACGUUAAUUGUUGUAUUCAUUAUAAGGAUAAGUAUUAGUAAGAAUUUUGUAAGAUCAAAUAAAAGUUAAUUUUAUAAAUUGUA